Molecule: messenger RNA, 600 nt
Organism: Pterocles gutturalis (yellow-throated sandgrouse)
Lineage: Eukaryota; Metazoa; Chordata; Aves; Pterocliformes; Pteroclidae
Gene: BTLA
Product: B and T lymphocyte associated
Exons: 5
Biological process (GO): immune response-regulating cell surface receptor signaling pathway
Cellular component (GO): plasma membrane
Molecular function (GO): signaling receptor activity
Source: RefSeq, a predicted model, not a curated record
AUGUUGAUAAAAAGAGUAUUACUGCACACUCUUCUAGCAAUGCUGGCUCAGAGCAACUAUCAAAGUUAUGGAUUUGAUGACACCGAUUGUCCAGUGGAAAUUCAAGUUGAAAGACACUCCCAGUACAAAAUUAAUGUUGGCAAGUCUUUGGUUAUAGUCUGUCCAGUUCGUUACUGCAAGAAAAAGCCAGUCAUGCAGUGGUGCAAGAUAGAGGUUGAUACCUGUGUGUUGCUGAAGGAGGGCAAAGCAGAAUGGAAGUCCAAUGUGUUUACUCUGGAGAUUUUCUCAGUUCAUCAGAAUGAUAGUGGAUUUUAUCGCUGUCGAGCAAUAGCAGGCAACCUGUCCAGUGAGAGCCAUGGAAUAAAGGUUAUUGUUGAAGAAAGAUCUGCAAACAUUAUCACAAUUUCACCAGAAAAUACCACUAGCAUCUCAGAAGAGUCCCAAGAAUCUGGAACCUACAAGAUAUUACACAUUAUUUAUGCUUCAGCUGCUGUGGGUGUAUGUUGUCCCUUCAUUGUUGCAUGCAUGUUUUGGUGUCUAAGGAGGUACCAUGAAAAGCAAAAGAGAACUCCGUUAACUCAACAGAGACAAGAGAUACUG